Molecule: messenger RNA, 868 nt
Organism: Pomacea canaliculata
Lineage: Eukaryota; Metazoa; Mollusca; Gastropoda; Architaenioglossa; Ampullariidae
Exons: 3
Coding region: 464-868 (134 amino acids)
Source: RefSeq, a predicted model, not a curated record
GUUAGAGAGAAAGACUGAAAUUUAGGGAAGGGACAUGCUCCAGUUCCAGAUCAAAAAAUUAAUACAAGGUUAAAGUAAUAAAAAAAAAAAUCCAUUAUAUAACUCAUGUUACAUGCGUGGACCUCCGUACACCACUUAAAUCAGUCUUCCUCCCACCUGUUCCCUUCCCUCAUCCCCCUUCCCCUGAAUUUCUAUCGACUUUCACUUUGAGAAAAUGUAGACGAGAAAAAGAAAAGCAGGGUCGGUUCAGUAAGUCAAAAUAAUACGUUGAGACGUACUUUGUAUAUAGGUUUCCUUUGCUAACAUUUUCAUGAUCUGUGUAGAAAAAAAUAUGUUGAUGAUAUAAACAAGAGAAACACAAAGGCUUAUAAUUGUGUUUGUUCACGUGUCAUAUAUCAUACACUGAGCGGUUCACCUGCUCUAGUCCACAUGUCAACAAAUCACGUGCAGUCCGCAGGCUGCGAUGCUCACCAUUAUAUAUGUGACCACAGCUCGUGCUGCUCACCUGUCACUGUGUGCAAGCUACCAAAAGACUUGUCGAUCAGCAGGUCACACGUACCUGUGUCUCACCUGGCAGAGCUGCGCGACUGUAAACAUAAAACUACCUUUUCUAUCAAAGAUCACACGUUUGGUAAACCAGCUUUUAAAACCAGCAGCCACGGUGGUGGUCACGUCAGCCCAUAAGGCUAUUCCACAACCUCAUUCCUUACUGUCCCUUCCCUUACCCUAUUCUUCAUCAAUUAUCUUCUUUAAUCCCGAACAUCCUAUCAUUUCAUCAUUUCCAACCUCUUCCCUUCCCACAAAUCUUCCAACUUCUCACCUUUUCACCUCUACCUGUCACUUUGUUACCCUCCAACUCCCUCUCUGA